AUGGGUUACAAAUCUUUUCUCCUCAUCUUCCUGCUGGUGGCGGCCUUUGCCGUAUCUCUGGGGAUGGCUGCGGAGGAGGAGCCGAACGAGUGCGACGCGGAGCAGAAGGGGGAGUGCUACAACAGGGCCAAGGCCCUGAAACUUAAGAUCAUCGCCAUCAUCGUCAUCCUCGUCGCCAGCAUGGGCGGCGUCUCCCUGCCGCUCUUCUCCCGCCUCAUCCCCGCCCUUGCCCCCGACCAGAAGCUCUUCGUUCUGGUGAAAGCCUUCGCUUCUGGGGUCAUCCUCUCCACCGGGUUCAUGCACGUCCUCCCGGACUCCCUGGACGACCUGAAAUCGGAGUGCCUGCCGGACUCGCCGUGGCACGAGUUCCCCUUCUCCACCUUCAUCGCCAUGCUCGCCGCUGUGGGAACGCUCAUGAUGGACUCCUUCUCCAUGGCGGUGCACCACCGGAAUCAGCGGGGAAAGGUGGACGUAGUGGAGGGAGGGGAGAGCCCCGCCGUGCAGAUGGCUCCUGCGAUUCACAUCCACGGCCACAGCCACGGCCACUUCCCCACUGUGCCGGCCGCGCCUGCCGACAAGGACGAGGAAGUAAACGCUACCCUGAAGAGGAACCGCGUCAUAGCUCAGGUUUGGUGCUCCUAUACUAACUCUUCUUCAGUCAUCCAGUAGGAUAUUAUAACCAUGACAAAGGUAUUGCUACUUCAUAGUUUAUGGGUUAUAUAUAUACGAAUAUAUAUAUAGAUAGUUCAUAAAUCACAUUAGAGAACUAAAAAAAAGGACCAGCGAUGACAAUAACGAUGGUGACGGCGGGGAGAAUAAUAUUGGUGGAUAAUUGGAAUGAUUUUCUUUGAUAUACGCAGGUGUUGGAGGUUGGGAUUGUCGUUCACUCGGUGGUCAUCGGGUUAUCCAUGGGAGCCUCCCAGAACCCAUGCACCAUCAAGCCUUUGGUCGCAGCCCUCUGCUUCCAUCAGUUUUUCGAGGGUAUGGGACUUGGUGGCUGCAUCCUUCAGGUAUACAUACUUACGUUGAUCUCCCAUCCUUCCCUUCAAUUUACCUUGAUCUCCCUAUCAAUCAUAGAAACAUCAUUACGUUGAAUACCUAUAUUAAAUGCGUGUAUGGGUUCAUAUAAUUGUGGACAAGUAGAUAUUUUUAUUUAUUGAUUAUUACUCUGAUGUUUUUCAGGCGGAAUAUAAUAGAAAAAUAAAAUCAAUAAUGGUCUUCUUCUUCUCCGUCACAACACCAUUUGGCAUCAUCUUGGGAAUAGCCAUAUCCAACGUGUACAGUGACAACAGCCCCACGGCGCUCAUUGUCAUAGGAGUUUUGAAUGCGACCUCAGCAGGCCUCCUCAUCUACAUGGCACUUGUGGAUCUCUUGGCAGCAGAUUUUAUGGGAUCAAGGCUACAGGGAAGCAUCAAGCUUCAAGGAUGGGCUUACGUAGCAGUCUUGCUAGGCAUUGGAGGUAUGUCAUUGAUGGCCAAAUGGGCUUAG
Spirodela intermedia is the source of this 1488-nucleotide messenger RNA. The record is from the annotation of a GenBank genome assembly. Lineage: Eukaryota; Viridiplantae; Streptophyta; Magnoliopsida; Alismatales; Araceae.